Molecule: messenger RNA, 756 nt
Organism: Aspergillus calidoustus
Lineage: Eukaryota; Fungi; Ascomycota; Eurotiomycetes; Eurotiales; Aspergillaceae
Source: the annotation of a GenBank genome assembly
AUGGACGUCGCAUCAGAGCUCUUCCCCAACGGCGGUUGGGAUGUUCACCACCACAUUUUCGACCCCUCUCGAUUCGCAUACUCACCGACCCGCCACCUCACUCCUCCCCCAGCGACCAUCGACCAAUUCAUUGCCUUCAAGAAGAAACUCGGAAUCAGCAAGUCAGUUCUCACACAUGGAUUGUCGUACGGCUCCGACUGCUCCUCGCUCCGCGGGUUCGUCGCCGACCUCGGGGAAGGCAACUCCAAGGCCGUCGGCGUCAUUGAUCCCGAUACAGUCACGCCAGACGACCUACACGACAUGCAUCGCGCAGGAAUUCGCGGCAUCCGCGUGAACUUAUACCAGUACCGCGCCAUGCACGACGUCGAGCUCCAAAAGGCAGCAUUGCGCGCUCAUGCAUCCGCGAUCCAGAAGCACUGUCCAGGCUGGAGCAUGGCCUUUACACAUACGCACCCCGAGUUCUGGACUGAGUUGAAACCGUUCAUCGAGGAGGAGAUUGUGCCUACCGGAAUCAGGCUGGUGACUGAUCAUUUUGCGCUCCUCAAGGGGUCCAGUAUGGCUUCGGUUGAGGGCGUCACGCACCAGCCGGGGUUUCGGGAAAUUCUGGACCUCGUGCGCGCUGGACAUCUUUAUGUAAAAAUCAGUGCGCCGUACCGGGUGAGCACGCAGGCUCCAGCGUAUGAAGAUUUGAAGCCUCUGGUCCGCGCAUUUUUUGAUGCAAACCCGCAGCGGGUUCUGUGGGGGAGUGACUGGUGA